This is a messenger RNA of Peronospora matthiolae, 1092 nucleotides long. NCBI's taxonomy places the organism in Eukaryota, Oomycota, Peronosporomycetes, Peronosporales, Peronosporaceae. The record is from the annotation of a GenBank genome assembly.
AUGAAUAUGUUGGAUGAUGAAGAUGACCAAAGCUUUCACGCUACGUGUGACGGCUACUCCCAUUUGAGCGAUGUCGAAUGGGAUGCGGUUGAACGAAUGGGUUCGACCAUGGGCAUCCAUGCUGUUAGCGUCACGCUAGAGGCUCUCAAUAGAGAUGCCCAACAUGCUACUAUCGCCAAGUUCAUUCAAAAUGAACUUGACGCUGAACGCGAGAAAGUAGCCUUGCUUCACCAACAAGGUUCUCAACAAGCGGAGUUGUUGAGAGAACAGGGUGCUCAACAGUUUGAACUGUUGAGACAGCAGCAGGCUGCUGCUGGCGGGUCGAUGCACUCGCGUCGACCCGAAACCUUGAAGAUUGACAUCUCAAAAGCGCGUCGCAUCGACGACGGGGAUAUGCAAGUUGCAUUUGCCCAGUCAAAUCUGGCAGGACGUGCCAAGACUUGGGCACUGGGGCUCAAGUUGCACGACCCAUAUGCGUUUGGGUCGUUGGAAGUCUUCAAGUCGCGGCUCAGACAAACGUUUGAACCGCCUAGAGCUGAGUUCAGGGCUCGAACCAAACUCUUGAAGCUCAAACAGGGUAAGUGUGAUGUGCACGCUUACGCACAACGUAUACGACAUCUCACGAGUUGUAUAAGUUCCAAUCCGGUGGAUGAACACACGUUGGUUUUGGUGUUCAUGCAGGGUCUUGCGGAUGGUCCCGUCAAGACUCACCUGUUCCGGCUUGAACGAGAUUCACUAGAACAAGCCAUUUCCAUUGCGGAGCAGGAAGACUUCAGUCUGAGACAGGCUCGCGCCAGCUCGACAUCAUAUCGUCAACCGAGACGAUAUGACAACGGAGGUCCAGAGCCGAUGGAACUCUGUUAUGUAGAGAGCGAGAAGGCUCGCUCUACAGGCUACAAGAAGUUGCAGAGAUGCAACAGAUGUCAAAAGACAGGACACUACGCUUACGAGUGUAGUGCCCCUCGUCCAGUGUCUCGCGACACUGGGCGUAGUGACCGUCCACCCAUGAGAAAGGGGCAGGGACUAGGGUCCGCUGUUGGUGCAAAGACGCAACAACGGGAUGAACCGUCAAAAAACGGACAGGAUCAGUAG